AUGGACAAAAGAAUAUCAGAUGCGGCAGAACUGCUGCGACAGGCUUCGAGUAUGUUACUGUCAGUAGAUCCAGGAACUUCUUCAUCUCCAGCUUUAGUGCGAAGCCCAGAGGCAGAGUCUGAACGUCCGACAGUAAGACCACAGGGAAGAUCAGUAAACGAGACCCUCGCAAGAGCAAGGAGUAUGAUGCAAAGCAGUAGAACCACUGGAGUGUUUAGGCGGCUUAGCAGCAGCGAAAGAUUGAGAGCAACUUCAGGACCAAAGGAAAAGAAAAGCAAAACGACUUCUUCGACUGGUAGUAAAGAUAAACCUUUCGAAUUUGCCCUGCUUGCUUGUGGAGAUGUCGACAGUGAUGAACCAGAUGACAGCUUGAAGAAGGACAUGAUUCUGGAUCGAGGUAUUGUGAGUCUUAAUGAAAAAGAUAACGAAGCUGCUAUUCGAGAAAAACUUCUUUCAUCGCUUAAAGGCAAGUAUGGCAUGAUUGGUCAAAAUGAUUUUGAAUUUAUAAAAGUAAAUCAGAAAAAAAUCUCG
Messenger RNA from Paramuricea clavata, 531 nucleotides. NCBI's taxonomy places the organism in Eukaryota, Metazoa, Cnidaria, Anthozoa, Malacalcyonacea, Plexauridae. The record is from the annotation of a GenBank genome assembly.